AUGUCUAUGCAACGAAAAAAAUGCUUUCCUAAACUAAGUCGGUUACGCAAAGACCUGUGGGCUUGGCAUUCGGACGUCGAGUCUUUGAUGCAAGAUCUAGAUGCACCAAAGAGGAAUGCACUGGUCAAGGAUGAAAGACCGGAGGACAAGAUGAAUUCAAAAUGUUUCGAAAUGAUCCAUAAGUUGUGUAAAUUCUCGGAACUAUCAACAAGCGAAAUUGUAGAGCUUCUGAAAGAUAUAGAUAUACCUCGACCAAUCAGCAGAUUCGCCAGUAGUGGUCAGUUAACUACAGGGAGAGUUUCUAGGUCACCGGCCAAAUCGCCAUCCAGAGUCAGGGCAAGAUCUGUGUCACAAGAAGAUCAGUGUAUAAAACAGUUAACUUUUGAUGAAGAAGAUGAAGUAUAUAGAAAGAAUAGCUAUAGUAAGGGAAAAAAGAAAGGCUCGCCAGUUAUUGAUAGAAAUACGAAAAAAGUUAUAAAAGAUUUAGAAGAACAGAUACUGGAAUUGGAAAAAGAAAAUAAUCAUCUUUCUGAAGAUGUAGGGAGGUUAGAAAAAGAAGUUCAGUGGUAUAAAGAUAACAGAGAUUACUGGUUCAAGUAUUGUAAGGACAAUGAAAGAAGUGGAAAACAAGCUCGAGGUAUAAUGAUACUUAUAAAACAGAUUACAAAGAUCAUAUAUGUUGGUCACGUGCGACAUGAGAGUGAUGAGCUGUAA
Mytilus trossulus (common blue mussel) is the source of this 714-nucleotide messenger RNA. RefSeq lists its product as uncharacterized. The transcript has 6 exons. NCBI's taxonomy places the organism in Eukaryota, Metazoa, Mollusca, Bivalvia, Mytilida, Mytilidae. The record is from RefSeq and is a predicted model, not a curated record. Bases 1 to 714 code for a protein of 237 amino acids.